Suillus subaureus is the source of this 3099-nucleotide messenger RNA. RefSeq names its product UDP-glucose 4-epimerase. Gene Ontology annotation, molecular function: UDP-glucose 4-epimerase activity. Lineage: Eukaryota; Fungi; Basidiomycota; Agaricomycetes; Boletales; Suillaceae. The transcript is spliced from 14 exons. Gene Ontology annotation, biological process: beta-D-galactose catabolic process via UDP-galactose, Leloir pathway. Bases 1 to 3099 code for a protein of 1032 amino acids. Gene Ontology annotation, cellular component: cytosol. The record is from RefSeq and is a predicted model, not a curated record.
AUGAGCUCACAAACGCAGAGUGUUCAAUUGUUGCUCAAUUCUUUCCCCCAACGUCCAUUCGAUCAGAAAUUAUUGCAUGAACUGGUAGGAAAAGAGGUCAAGAAGUUCCAAGGCGAGUCUUCCGCAGACAAUGUCAAAUGUCAAUGGGAGUUCCUCCUUAAGAAUGAGGUAUUUACCUUAGCAGUAACUGAAGGUAGUGCACUGCAGUGCGACAGCACUUUGUAUUAUGAUGGUCUCCGCGACAGACUCGACUUGGUACUGACAUUCACCGAACACGAUGUAUGCGAGACAACCUUCCCUUUUACUGUCCUUCAGGAUCUUCUUGAGACACAGACUAUCACGUCUUGCUCACAAAUAUUCUCUUGGAUCGAGUCAAGUGCUUCUCGACUCACCAAGGACAUGGUCCCACAGAAGGGCAAGGCGCUCAUACUACUGCGCACUCUCAAUGAUCUUCUGCGUCGCCUCUCAAAAAUGGGCUCUACGACGAUAUUUUGCGGUCGUAUAUUGACCUUCCUGAGUGGUGUUUUCCCACUGGGUGAAAGAAGUGGUGUCAAUUUACGAGGAGAGUAUGGGCCUAUGUGGGAGGGUGUCAAAGACAUUGAGAAAAAGGAAUAUGUGGAGACAGUCAAGGGCCCUGAAGACAACCAAAAAAUGGAGGUAGACGGUGGAAAGAAGGAAUCUGCAGAUUCCAAAGACAAGGACGGUUUCUACACUACGUUCUGGUCGCUGCAACUGCCUUUCUCCCGACCCCCAUUGUUUGCCUUCCCCAAUACAUUCGGAGAAUUCAAGGAUGCUGUGGACAAAGUUCUACCCGUCAUCAAGGAGGCGACCACGAAGGAGCGCGCCAUGAUGGGCAAUAGAGGCGCCGGUGGUGCAAGCAGCAACCUAAAACGCAAACGAGAACCAGAGUUGGGUGAAGCAAGCAAUAAUAGCGAAUACUUCUUCGCAAAGUUCUUGACAAGUCCAGACCUUCUCAAUCUAGAGAUUGCAGAUACCCAUUUUCGUCGACAGGUCCUGUUCCAACUCCUCAUCCUCCUUCACCAUCUGUUAUCAUUCACGAAAGUCACAAAGACCGUGUGGUCCACGCCCAGGAACAGAUCUCUCCAAAUGGACUUUACGCUUGAAUCUGCAGAUGCGCAGUGGGUCCAUGACACCAUCACAAAGGUGUCCGCGGAGCUGCGGUCCACCGCUCCAAACGGUCCCACAUUCGCCGACACCGUAAAUGUUAUUCUUGACCGGGAAAAGAACUGGGUGAAGUGGAAGAAUGACCUUUGCGCACCUUUUGAUAGGGAGCCAUGGUCAGCUGAAGAGGCCACGAGGGAAGCUCGGUUGAAGAGAAAGGAGGGUUCUGAGCCGUGGAAGUGGAACCUAGGAUCUGAGUCGCUGACUGAGAUAUGGGAGAUGGGGUACAGGGAUUUGUCCGACCUGCAAAGUCCCUUCCAACCUGGUGAUGUUAAGGAUUUUGUGAAGAAAGUCAAGCAAGAAGAUGCUCGCAUUGAAAUGCGCAGAAAGCAGCUUAUGAAGAAUGCUGAACGCUUAGCUCAAGCGCGAGCCAAGGCAGUUGCCUUGCAAGAGUCCACUGCACGGCAAGAGACACCAGCUCCCGCAUCAACACCAGCAGAGCCACCCAAAGUGGAGCCGCCAACAGCUUCGUUAUCUGCUUCGUUAUCUGCACCCAGUGUCUCCAGCUCGCCCUUGCAUCCAUCCCUACCCCCCAAACCUUGUUCAUCCCCAGUAAAGUCGUUCCUAGAAGCAGGCGCAUCAAGUCCUGCUCGCCUUCCAAUCGCUCUUGCACCACCGUCCUUAACGGUAGCAGCAUCCACACCGACUCCGACUCCAGCUGCAGCCCCGGCCUCAGAAACUUCCUCUGUCACUUCAUUCUUCCAUGAUCUCACUGAUAUGUUUGAACAGAACAGACAACGCUGGUCAUGGCUUGCAUUGCGUACAGCACGAGAUCAAUAUCUGCAGCAUUUCGGCAAGAUCGGUACGGGAGACGUUGUAUUACUUGCCAAUGAGAUAGAGGUAGAGAAGGAACGCUCACAUGUAAUCUAUGCUCUACAACAGACAAGAAGAUACAAAGUCAUCUCUGUCGACAACUACCACAACUCAUUCCCUGAGUCGCUCACUCGUGUAGCCCAAAUUGCGCGAGACACACUUCCAGAAAACUCGUCAGAGGCAGACAAGGAGAGCACAGAAAUUGAUGCAUUUCAGUGCGACUUGACCAGCCCAGAGCAAAUAAAGGGCAUAUUUGAACGCUAUGACAAGGGUGGAAUAUGGGGUGUCGUUCACAUUGCUCGGUCGGCGAGUCUGUUGAGAUUCCCUUUGACAUACUACGCGAACAACGUUGCUGCUACGGUGUCGCUGUUGCAAACCAUGUCCGACUUUGACUGCACUCGCAUUGUCUAUUCAUCUUCUGCUACUGUCUACGGAACACCCCCUGUGAUCCCAAUUCCCGAAACGACGCGUCUCAAAGCCGACAGCCCUUACGGCAAGACAAAAGUCAUGUCUGAGAUGAUUAUUGAUGAUUUGUGCCACGCUGAACCGAAUAGAUGGCGUGCCAUCUCGCUUCGCUACUUCAAUCCUGCAGGCGCGCAUCCCUCAGGGUUGAUAGGCGAGGACCCCCGCGGUCGCCCAGGGAACUUAUUACCUUUGCUAGCACAUAUGGCCAUUGGGCGUGUAGACGAUGCCACUCUGAAAGUGUUCGGAAAUGAUUACCCUACUCCGGAUGGUACCUGCGUCCGAGACUACCUCCACGUGCUUGAUUUGGCCUCCGGACACUUGCUCGCUCUCGACGCACUUUCGCCUGAAUCUACUAUCUUCGAUAACUGCCCCGAUGAUGCGCGCUACAAGGCAUACAAUUUAGGGAAAGGAAAGGGUAUGAGUGUCCUUCAAAUUGUUGAGGCAAUGCGCAAGGCUACAGGAUUCGAUUUCAAAUAUGAGGUCAUUGGAAGACGCCGCGGCGAUGUCCCUGAUCUCACUGCAGAUCCUGCGCUAGCUGAAAGGGAGCUGGGCUUCAAGGCACCGCAGCCUCUCGAGGUUAUGUGCCGAGAUUUAUGGAACUGGCAGUCGAUGAACCCUCAAGGCUAUACCCAACAGUAA